AUGUUUCAGCAUAUUAAUAUUACCCAGAGCAAUCAUGUGCUUGUCAAUAAACACAGGCAGGCUCGGAUCUGUGAUAAAUCCUCUGCAAUCAUACAAUAUGCCGUGUUCUCCCUAUACAGGCGUGUCCUGUACACACAACACAGACAGGCUCGGAUCUGUGAUAAAUCCUCUGCAAUCAUACAAUAUGCCGUGUUCUCCCUAUACAGGCGUGUCCUGUACACACAACACAGACAGGCUCGGAUCUGUGAUAAAUCCUCUGCAAUCAUACAAUAUGCCGUGUUCUCCCUAUACAAGCGUGUUCUGUACACACAACACAGACAGGCUCGGAUCUGUGAUAAAUCCUCUGCAAUCAUACAAUAUGCCGUGUUCUCCCUAUACAGGCGCGUUCUGUACACACAACACAGGCAGGCUCGGAUCUGUGAUAAAUCCUCUGCAAUCAUACAAUAUGCCGUGUUCUCCCUAUACAGGCGUGUUCUGUACACACAACACAGGCAGGCUCGGAUCUGUGAUAAACCCUCUGCAAUCAUACAAUAUGCCGUGUUCUCCCUAUACAGGCGUGUUCUGUACACACAACACAGGCAGGCUCGGAUCUGUGAUAAAUCCUCUGCAAUCAUACAAUAUGCCGUGUUCUCCCUAUACAGGCGUGUUCUGUACACACAACACAGGCAGGCUCGGAUCUGUGAUAAACCCUCUGCAAUCAUACAAUAUGCCGUGUUCUCCCUAUACAGGCGUGUUCUGUACACACAACACAGGCAGGCUCCGGAUCUGUGAUAAAUCCUCACACAAUCAUACAAUAUGCGUGUUCUCCUAUACAGAAGCCACCAAUACACACAACUUACAGGCAGGCUUCGGAUCUGCAUGUGAUAAAUCCUCUGCAAUCGCCUGGCUAUGCGGUGUUCUCCCUAUACAGGCGUGUCCUGUACACACAACACAGGCAGGCUCGGAUCUGUGAUAAAUCCUCUGCAAUCAUACAAUAUGCCGUGUUCUCCCUAUAAAGGCGUGUUCUGUACACACAACACAGGCAGGCUCGGAUCUGUGAUAAACCCUCUGCAAUCAUACAAUAUGCCGUGUUCUCCCUAUACAGGCGUGUUCUGUACACACAACACAGGCAGGCUCGGAUCUGUGAUAAAUCCUCUGCAAUCAUACAAUAUGCCGUGUUCUCCCUAUACAGGCGUGUUCUGUACACACAACACAGGCAGGCUCGGAUCUGUGAUAAACCCUCUGCAAUCAUACAAUAUGCCGUGUUCUCCCUAUACAGGCGUGUUCUGUACACACAACACAGGCAGGCUCGGAUCUGUGAUAAAUCCUCUGCAAUCAUACAAUAUGCCGUGUUCUCCCUAUACAGGCGUGUCCUGUACACACAACACAGGCAGGCUCGGAUCUGUGAUAAAUCCUCUGCAAUCAUACAAUAUGCCGUGUUCUCCCUAUACAGGCGUGUCCUGUACACACAACACAGGCAGGCUCGGAUCUGUGAUAAAUCCUCUGCAAUCAUACAAUAUGCCGUGUUCUCCCUAUAA
Molecule: messenger RNA, 1517 nt
Organism: Pelobates cultripes (western spadefoot toad)
Lineage: Eukaryota; Metazoa; Chordata; Amphibia; Anura; Pelobatidae
Source: the annotation of a GenBank genome assembly